CUGAAGAUCACACUCGGAGGACUUGUUUACUUUUUUAAGUUGAUGAUUCUCACAACUCAAAAAAGUGGAGGACUUCUUGAUGGGAAAUAAUACGUGGCUCGGCCCACAUUUCCCAAUUAUUUACGAAGAACAGUUAAACCGGGUCUGUUUAAUAAAAUAGAGGAAUAAGAGAAUAUUCUUCCAUAGAUGCUCUCACCCUCUCCUAUAAAAGGGAGGGGGAAAAGGGCUAAAGAAAGAAGAAGAAAAAACUUCAUCACCAGAAUGACAAUAAUUCUCUAGCGAACACCAACCAGUCAUGAGCUCAUUUUGGGGUUUUGACGAAGAAUGCUUCAUCUCCAGAUCUUGUAAUCGCUUGAUCUAGCCGAGGAGAACUGAGGUCAGUGUAAUCUUGCCCGUCUAUCUUCCCGGAAGAGAACUCAAUGGGUCGGAAAUUUUGAUUUUUACGUGGGUGUUUGGGGGCUUUAACCUGCAUCUGGACUUUGCACUGUUCAGCUGUAAAAAAAAAAAGAAAAAGAAGAAGAUUUCAUGAACUUGCUAUCGAAUUUCCCUAGCCUAAUAUGCACCAGAAUUUCUCUUUUGAGUGUUGGAUUAGUAGCAAGUUUUGGAUUUUAUUUACUGCUUUAUGUUUAAAUUGCCCAGAUGAGGAAGGGACUGACUUCUGUUGAUCCAUACCACAAAGCCUGUGAGGUGAUUAGAUCCUCGCGUGAGUGGUUGGCUUAAUUUAUUGUUUCCUGCUGCUGCAAAUGUCAGUAUCUUCUGUGAUCUGUACUCUUUUUUAAAACGAUUCAAUCAACACACCUGCUGGGCUCACUUGAAGGAAACUUGAACAAACUUGUCCCUAGUGAUGAUCAAACAGAUACUCAACAGGCUCCCUCGGAAGCCCUCUAAGUCAUCUGAAAGUCGUGAUGGAGGAACCUCUUCUUUUCCGUCAAAUGCCUCUUCAAGUUCAAGAAGCGGCGACUUGUCAGGUUCGCGGUCAGUGAGUUUGAAUGCUACUUCUCUUGCAGGGAUCAAUUUCAGUUCUACCCCUGGGGCAAACCAUGGAAAUAAACUUCCCAAUGCCUCAAUGGUUAGGGAGAAUGGGAGUUCGGCCGUCUUCCAGUAUGAACCCUUGCCUAAUUUUAGAGACGUUCCCUCUAGCGAGAAGCAAAACUUGUUCAUAAAGAAGCUUAACAUGUGCUGCAUUGUGUUUGAUUUCACUGACCCGACAAAAAACAUGAAGGAGAAAGAUAUAAAGCGACAGACCUUGAUGGAGCUUGUUGAUUAUGUUGCCUCAGUGAAUGUGAAGUUCACAGAAACUGCCAUGCAAGAAAUCAUAAAAAUGGUAUCCACUAAUCUGUUCAGGUCACUUACCCCUCAGCCUCGUGAAAACAAGAUUUUGGAAGCUUUUGACUUGGAAGAAGAGGAACCGAUGAUGGACCCUACAUGGCCGCACCUGCAAAUUGUGUAUGAAUUCCUUCUCAGGUUUGUGGCAUCACCCGAGACAGAUGCCAAAUUAGCAAAGAGAUACAUUGAUCAUUCUUUUAUCAUUAGGCUCCUAGAUCUCUUUGAUUCAGAAGAUCCAAGAGAAAGGGAGUACUUGAAAACAGUUCUCCACCGCAUUUAUGGAAAGUUCAUGGUACACCGCCCGUUCAUCAGGAAAGCAAUCAAUAAUAUUUUUUAUCGGUUUAUUUUUGAAACUGAGAAACACAAUGGGAUUGCCGAGCUGUUGGAAAUCCUGGGCAGUAUAAUUAAUGGCUUUGCCUUACCACUGAAGGAAGAGCAUAAACUUUUCCUCGUCCGAGCCCUUAUCCCGCUUCACAAACCAAAGUGCAUACAGAUGUACCAUCAACAGUUAUCUUACUGCAUCACACAGUUUGUGGAAAAGGAUUGCAAACUUGCUGAUACAGUCAUUAGGGGUUUGUUAAAGUAUUGGCCUGUUACAAACAGCUCUAAGGAGGUCAUGUUCUUAGGUGAGUUGGAGGAGGUAUUGGAAGCGACACAGCUUCCUGAGUUCCAGCGCUGUAUGGUUCCUUUGUUCCGCCAAAUAGGUCGCUGUUUGAGCAGCUCACAUUUUCAGGUGGCUGAGAGGGCAUUGUUUUUAUGGAACAAUGACCAUAUCGAGAGCCUAAUCAAACAAAACCGCAAGGUCAUACUGCCAAUCAUCAUCCCUGCUUUGGAGAGAAAUUCCAGAACCCACUGGAACCAAGCAGUUCAAAGUUUGACACUGAACGUCCGCAAGCUCUUCUCAGACAUUGACCCAGAGCUAUUUGAGGAGUGCUUGCAGAAAUACCAGGAAGAUGAAUCCCGCGAGCAGGAGGUGAAGGUGAAGCGGGAAGCAACUUGGAAGCGGCUUGAAGAUCUGGGCGGGAUAAAAGCCGCAAGCAAUGAGGCGGUUCUUGUCUCUCCAAGGGGGGUGGCCAAUCGUGGUGUGAUGACGACAUCUGGUUAAAGAUCAGUCCAGACACAUAAACACAUUUGUCUGUAUCACAUAAAGACUGACUGAGUGAAAAAUGUGAAUCAUCAUCAUCAUGAUCAUGAACAACAACAACAACAAUGGCCUUGUGGUAAGGAGGAUGGAUCACUAACACUCACAAGUCACAACCACUGAAAUUUCUCAGAUUGAAGAGGAGGGGCUGGGCUGUACAUAGGGAAGGAGGGAAUUGGGGUUGAAAUAGUUUCUCUCAAUAUUUUUAUAGCUUGAGUCAAAUUUGGCAUUCUCUUUGUUUGUCUGAGAAUUUAAGGGCGGCUUCAUUUUGCAGGACCCCCCCUCCCUACUACAUCCUUCUUCUUGAAUAUUUUUUAGUCUUAUUCUGCACUUCUAUUAUACUAUAUACAUACAUUCAUCCCUAUCUGUACCAUCUUCAUUAUUAAACACUGUUUCAGAUG
This is a messenger RNA of Cuscuta campestris, 2868 nucleotides long. The record is from the annotation of a GenBank genome assembly. Lineage: Eukaryota; Viridiplantae; Streptophyta; Magnoliopsida; Solanales; Convolvulaceae.